This is a messenger RNA of Blepharisma stoltei, 273 nucleotides long. The record is from the annotation of a GenBank genome assembly. Lineage: Eukaryota; Ciliophora; Heterotrichea; Heterotrichida; Blepharismidae.
AUGCAUAUAAGAUUUGUGGUCGGAGAAAUUUAUUUUUUGUAUGGGAUGCAAUAUUCUAUAUUUGGGUUUGCUAUCCAAAGCCUUUGGUAUCUUGAUAAGGCUAUAAUUUGUAUCCUGUCAGUCUCACUAUUUGUUUAUGAAAGGCCUACUAAAGUUAUUAAGUGGAAGACCAUAAAUAAUGUAAAUUUAAAUUUUAAUUUUUUAAUAAAAAGCUGAUAUAUAAUUAAAAGUAAAUAUUUGCUAUACGAUAUUUAUGCUUUUAGAUUUAUAUAG